This is a messenger RNA of Prorocentrum cordatum, 1847 nucleotides long. Lineage: Eukaryota; Dinophyceae; Prorocentrales; Prorocentraceae. The record is from the annotation of a GenBank genome assembly.
UCUAACGAUGUUGGCUGUGCCAGUGGAUGAUGCCAUCGUGAUUCCUUCCCUAUGGGAGUUCGUUCUUCAGCUCGGCGGAGAUGCCAGUGACUAUGGUUGGGUCCAGGUCGCGUACUACGCAGGGCGCUUGGUGGGCAUGCCAUUGUGCGGCAGCUUGGUGGAGCGCAUCAGAUACGUCUGCGUCUUCGCAUGGGCCCUGGGCUUGGGCGUCUUGGCAAGCCUCCUGUACACCACCGCGCCCAUUCUGGGCGGGGUCCCGAUGUUGGCGCUGUCGAGGGCGCUCCUCGGGCUCUCCUCCGCGGCCAGCGUCGCCGCCAUCGCGUACAUCGCGGAGCACGUGCCCUUGGUGCACCGCAUCAAGGCGUUCUCGAUGACGUUCGGCCUGCAGAGGGCGGUAGCUCCGCUUGCGCCCCUGCUGAACCUGAUCUGCGUGCGGCUGCCCCCGGCAACAGUGGGCCCUCUGAAGAUGACGAGCUACAAUUAUGCGGGUGUUAUCGAACGGACCUAGCCCCAUCCCGCCACCGUUCCUGGAUCGUGGCCAGGAGGCUUCUUAGAGUUAGGCUGUUUCUUAGGGGCCUGAGGACGCUCUUCUCAGUAGUCAAGUAAUCACCUCACGGCACGGUGGCGGAUCACUGCGGCGUUCAAUGGCCUCAUCUUGCUGAGCCUCCUGCUGCUGCGCGAGCCCCCGCGGAGCCACGCGCGCAUGGCCGCCCCCGCGCCGCGGCUGGCGGAGGUGUGCGGCACGCUCGGCCGCACCGGCGCCUACGUGUCGUACGUCUUGUCUUUCCAGAACAAUUGGACCAACCAGACGGUGAUGUGGACGUUGCCAAUUGUCACAAAGAGCCUCUACCCCUACCUCGGUAUCGUCGGUAACUCCCUCCUGCUGGCCGGCGGGGGGGUAACUGGCAUGGCAACCGCAUUAUUCACACCGCGUUUGUUUCGUGGGGUGGAGGACAGGUGCCAGAUAUUAUUAUCGCAGGUCUUGCUGGGCGGAACGUUGAUCCCGUACAUGUUGGCGUACGGCUGCCAGUGUUGUAGCGAACCACCCCUAUGGUUCCUCGCGGCCGCCUAUUGGCUGUACAACGUGCCUUUCUUGCUCCAGAUGCCCGCUAACAAUUCUAUAUACACCAGGCUGGUCGGGCAAAGCAGCCAGGGCGUCUGGAUAGCGCUGCUGGAGAUGUCCAAGACGUUUGCACGCAUCAUUGCCGGUUAUUCGUAGCGCCUUGCAGGGCGUACGACACGCUGGGCCCGUGCCUCCUCUGGAGCCUCACCCUCGGCAUCUGGGCCUUCCAGUUCUUGCCCCUGCUGCUGAAGUGGAGGAGGCUCGCCCCGUCCUGCAGCCGAGCCUGAGAGGCUGGCGCGGGCAGGCUGCUGGGGGCGCAGUCGCGCGGGCAGGCGGGCGUCGGCCACCCGUGCGGCAGCUCGCCAGAAAGGCUUCCUGCGGCACCAGGGGGGGGGCCGGGCCAUUGGCUGCGUUAGGGAGUCGGGCGCCUUGAGGAAGAAGUGAGCGCGCCACCACCUCCUCCUGUGUGUGCGUGUGUUGGACGAGCUGACCUGCGGGUCGCAGGUGCAGGAUGGUCCGCGAGAGCGCCCGAAGCUUGUGUACACCCACCCGCAGGCCUCUGCCUCCACCCUCCAGGUGGUGGUGUUGAUGCACGGCCUUUCCCUUUCUGGGAGGCUGUCUUCACGCCUCUUCCUUUAGCCGUUCGCCCGUGCAGCACUGUCGAGAAUGCAGGUAUGGCGUCCUUUCGUGCGGCAGGCUGUGGGGGCGCUAGCCAGCUGCGACAGCCACCUCCCUAACCUUCGUGUUCGUCGUCGUCUUCCUCCUCCCCCUCCUUUCCUUCGCC